Messenger RNA from Camellia sinensis, 477 nucleotides. NCBI's taxonomy places the organism in Eukaryota, Viridiplantae, Streptophyta, Magnoliopsida, Ericales, Theaceae. The record is from RefSeq and is a predicted model, not a curated record.
AUGAAACUUGACUUCAAUCGAAACCUCCUCGGGAGGCACAAAGGCACUGUGGAUUUCAUUGUUGGUUACGCCUCAGCCGUGUUUCAAGAUUGUGGCAUCUACGUUCGUCGACUCUCACCUCCUAAUGUGAUCACCGCUAACGAUGGGAAACCCGAUCCAACAUCUACCAAUUUUGGAUUUUCAUUCCAAAAUUGCACAAUCGACGUUGCACCGGAACUUAGGUCACGUAAAAAGGAAGUGAAGGCUUUACUAGGGCAGCCAUGGAAACAUUAUGCCACAGUAGUGUUCAUGGAAUCAUAUUUGGAUGAAAUCGUGCUACCGGAGGAAUGGACAUUAUGUUGUAAGAACACGAUUAUGAUGUUCGCGGAGUACAAUAACCGAGGCCCUGGGGCAAAUACUAAUAGAAGGGCAAAAUUGCCAAGUUAUAAGGUCUUCAAAAGUGCAGCUGAAGUUACCUCUUUUACAGUGUCUAAUUAG